AUGCGACUCGGCUUGGGGGCCGGCAUCGUACUGUCAUCCCCAAAGGGCGACCGGCUUCGCUAUGCACUCCAGAUCCACUUCGCCGCCUCCAACAACGUCGCCGAUUACGAAGCCCUCGUGCACGGCCUCCGGCUGGCCAAGGAACUCGGCAUCCGGCGCAUCCUGUGCUACGGCGACUCGAACCUGGUGGUGCAGCAAUGCUCUGGCGAAUGGGACGCCCGCGACUCCAACAUGGCAAGCUACCGCUUCCUCGUCCAGAGGUUGUCCGGAUCCUUCGAGGGCUGUGAGUUCCUCCACGUCCCGCACGCGGAGAACGAAGCAGCCGACAUGCUCGCCAAGAUCGCCUCGUCACGACAAGCCACCCCGUCCAACGUCUCCCUGGAGCACCUGCGCAAGCCGUCCGUCAAGCCAUCGCCGGACUCCGAGUCCAUCCACGUUCCAGACGGCCCGGCCGCACCUCAACCCGGCCCGGGGACUGCUGAACCCGGCCCGGGGGCUGCUCAGCUCGACCCGCCUACCAUCAUCCCGGACCCUGCCGUCGCCAUCCCCGACCCGAGGGCUGCCGACUCGGAACCCACCCUGGCUACCGUCUUCGCCGUGGCAUCUCCAGCGCCGCGUCGCGACAUCGACGGCUCUCCCCUCGCGGCCUCCGGGUCCGGCGAGGUGCCGGUGUCCUCCUCAGCAUCCGCGUCGCGGUAG
Aegilops tauschii subsp. strangulata is the source of this 699-nucleotide messenger RNA. The record is from RefSeq and is a predicted model, not a curated record. NCBI's taxonomy places the organism in Eukaryota, Viridiplantae, Streptophyta, Magnoliopsida, Poales, Poaceae.